AUCAACAGAAUCAACAGAGAAAUCGGCAUCAACCUUGUAACAGCCAUAUUGUUUGCAUGCACGUUGUUGGUAACAAGUCAGUAGUGAGGAAUAAUCUUUUGGUUCCACAAAUUGUAAAAGAAUUUGAGCAUUGCCGAGAAAGAAACUGAUAAGAAAUCGCGUGGAUUGAGAUACGAGGGAAACAGGAGAGACUCUAGGAGAGGUUCUCUCUUAAAAAAAAAAAAAAAAAAUUAAAAAAAUAAAUAAAAAUCCAAGUGCAAAAAUGCCAUUUCAUCAGGGAUCUUACUCGGGUACAGUUGCAGUUUCGUACAGUACAAGUCCCAUGGCACCAUUAUCGCCAAGCAUCUCAAGACGAUAUUCGGGAACUGUUAGCGGCUCGACAACCUCAUCGAGGAUCGGCAGUUCAACAUCUAAAUUUAAUACUUAUAGACCUUCACCAACUUCUUCGAUUCUUGAUCGAUCCACAAGCAGUUAUUCAAAGCCAUUGGGCACUUCACGAAUUAAUUACUUAUCUGGAAGGUCUAUCUGUUCACCCGCAAGGUCAGUCUCAUCGGCGACGGACUCGGGCAUUACCAGCAGUAAAUAUCUCACAUCAUCAUUGACGAGAGAUCAUCAUCAUCGUAACGGACACACUUCCAGUGGAACAUCAUCAUCAUCAUCAUCAUCAUCAUCGUCGCCGUCGGUUGUUGAUCGACUGUCCAAUAAAUAUUCAUCAUCAAUUCAUUCGCGAUGUACAUCGCCUUGGCGUUCGAGUUCAUCAACUUAUCUCGAUUUAAUUGGUGGUGACGAUUACAAUAGCAUUGGAAUAAGUGAAUUACGUCGUAAUCAACAACGACACGAAUCCUCAUCCUCUUCGGGCUCAUCGUCAGCAUCGUCAACAUCAUCAUCAACAACCGCCGCUGCUGCCGCCAGUGGAAAUUCAACGUCCGUGACCCCAUCACGAUAUUCAUCACUUCACAAACGACGACCACCACUAACCACCGUGCUCACCAGCCAUGCGCAAAAUGAUAGCGCUAAGGCGCCCACCGAGGUAACAGUCAACGAUCAACGAAACAAUAAUACCGACGACAAAGACAUUGACAGACCCUGUUUUAGUAACAAUAAUAACGACGAAAAUUCAUUACGUCACGAUCACGUGGAGGAUAAACUCUUAAAGGAAUCGGUGAUAAAACCGACAACCUCAGGAGUAUCAUCAGCCAGUGAUCGUGGCACAAUUCUUGAUCCGCUCUCUAAUUUUCCCACUAAUCUCGAUAACACGGAGCUGUUAACUAACAAUAAUGCUCGCUAUCCCGAGGGAAAAAUUGUCAUCAAGGUCCAAGGAGGCGAUUCAAUUCGUAUUAUUGAUCAGGUGACAGAGGAUACUUCUUCUUCUUCGUCAUCAUCAAUUAACAGGCUGGCUGGAGAAAAUAAAACAAUUGGUAAUGAUGACGAGGAGGAGGAGGAAGAAGAAGAAGAAGAAGAGGAUGAUGAUGAUGAUGAUGAUAAUCCAUUUGAUGAGGAUCCAUUUUUUAAAACGAGAAAUACAUUUGCCGAUGGAAUAUUGCAGAAUGGAUUGGGUGAGAGAUCAACUACCACAAAUACUACCUCUUUGCCAUCAUCAUCAUCAUCUACUGGUGGUGCUUCUGGAACAUGGCAGAGCAACAACUUUAGGGAUGUUAACGAACAAAUCGAGGAGAGUCCAGUAGCGAGGGGAAUUCGCAAUCGACAUCAAGCCCAUCGAGACGAACGAUGUGGUCUAAAUGGCCUGCGAAACAUUGGAAAUACGUGUUUCAUGAACAGCGUAAUACAAUGUUUGAGCAAUACACGACCAUUGCUGGAGUAUUUGCUCAACGAGCAAUACUUACCAGAUAUAAAUACAACAACAUCGAGUAUGAAGGGUGGAUUAAUUAAGGCAUUCAGUCAAGUUAUUCAUGAAUUAUGGGAAGUUGGUGGCGAUGUUGUUAAUACAACUGCUUUUAAAUCACAAAUACAAAAAUUCGCACCACGUUUCAUGGGCUAUAGUCAACAGGAUGCUCAAGAGUUUCUUAGGUAUUUAUUGGAAGGACUUCACGAGGAUGUUAAUCGUGUUAAAGUGAAACCACAGCCAAUUCACACCGAUAUUCCUGAUCACUAUUCGGAUAGUCAAAAAGCAACGGAAAGUUGGAAACGAUAUCUACGAAGUGAGGACAGUACAAUUGUCGAUGUAUUCGUUGGUCAAUUGAGAUCAUCAUUGCGAUGUACAUCCUGUGAUCAUGUCUCAGUAACAUUGGAUCCAUUUUGGGAUCUUAGCCUUCCCAUUCCAUCGACUGCUGUUAAACUAAGUCAAUGUCUCGAGCAUUUUACUCGUGAAGAAGUCCUUGACGGUGAUGAGAAACCAAUUUGUUCCAAGUGCCAGAUGAGACGAAAGUGUACCAAGAGUUUCAGUAUUCAAAAGUUUCCCAAAAUUUUGGUUAUUCAUUUAAAAAGAUUCUCGCCGAUGGAACGAUUCAGAAGAAAAUUGAAUGUACUGGUUGACUUUCCAUUAACGGGUUUGGACCUGAGUGCCUUUGCGACAUCGAGAGGUCAAGGUUGCACAUAUAAUUUAUAUGGAGUCGCGAAUCAUUCGGGUACAACAUACUCGGGUCACUAUACGGCAUAUUGUAAACAUCCAUUCUCAGGAGAAUGGCAUGAAUAUAAUGAUACUCGAGUAUCGUCAGUGUCGGCGCAGACAAUUGUUUCCAGCGAAGCAUACGUGCUAUUUUAUGAACAGCAGCCUCACAGUUCACAUUUGUAACAAAAAUUUUUAUCGUGCAAUUAUUAUUAUUUUCUUUUACUUUGUUUAAUUUUUUUUUUGUUUUGAAAUUUAAUGACUCGAGUCAUUUAGAAUUCCAUUUGAACUUGUUGAUGAAAAAAAAAGAAAUAAUAAUUUCAAGGAAAGAGGACGCAAGGGAGGCUGCAUUUCUUUUUACAUUUCACAAAUAAUAUAUUUAAUUCAGAGGGCAGUAAAUUGCACGAGUGUGUGUUUCACGUGGAUUUUUUUUUUUUUUUUUUUUUUUGAAUUAUGUUUGAAAAAAAAGCGAAAGAUUUAAUUUUUAGAAAAAAAAAAAAAAAUUCAUGCUUUGAGAGUUUAUUUUAUAAGACUUUUUUCAUCGAAUUUCUUUUUAUAAAAGAAUUAUUAAUUGUACAAUUAGCAAAGGAAAAACAAAUCUAGUACUAAUCUAGCUUGAUUGUUGUUCACACACAUUACACAUAUUUAAAAAAAAGGAGAUUUAGUUUUAGUAAUUUAAAUGGUGGUUUUAAAAAAUCAGAAAUCUCAAGAGUGGUAAACAAUAUUUCGCUAGAAUUUUAUUUUAUUGUCUUUUGUAAAAUAUUUAUUAUUCACAAUCAAGAGCUAUUUAUUUAAUUUAUGGAAAGAAGAAAAAAAAUAGAAGAUACAAAUAUUAAUAUAUUCGAUAUUGACGGACAUGAUAUACAUAUAUAAAUAUAUAUUAUACACAAACACAUCUAUAUUAUUAUAUUAUUAAAUACCAAUAAAAAGUAACAAAGAUUAAUUGAAAAAGAAAA
Molecule: messenger RNA, 3522 nt
Organism: Leptopilina boulardi
Lineage: Eukaryota; Metazoa; Arthropoda; Insecta; Hymenoptera; Figitidae
Product: ubiquitin carboxyl-terminal hydrolase 2-like
Exons: 7
Coding region: 263-2752 (829 amino acids)
Biological process (GO): protein deubiquitination
Cellular component (GO): cytoplasm
Molecular function (GO): cysteine-type deubiquitinase activity
Source: RefSeq, a predicted model, not a curated record